AUAUAAUUUAAGUUGUCUGAAUGGUUGUAACGAUUUUGUAGCUACUGAAUUACUAGUAUAAUUUAACUUUAAACACUUCAUAAAAUAAAUCAUUGAUUAAAGUAGACAUAAAAUAAAAUAAUGAAUCGAUUCAUAGCAUUUUGUAUCUUGAUUUGUGGAAUUUCUGGAGUUCUCAGUGAAACUUGUCAAAAACCUGAGGUUGUUGCAUCUGCAUAUGUUACAGAAGAUGCUACAAUUCUGACACAUGUUGCAUUUACAACACAGUUUGUGCUUAAAUGUAGUAACGGUGUGAAGGGUAUUACAUUGUAUGCUGAAAUUGAUGGCAAAUCAUUACCUGCUGCUAGAUUAAGUUCUGAUAACAAAUACCAGGUUUCUUGGACAGAAGAGAUAAAGAAAGCACGUUCUGGAGAUUAUGAGAUAAAAUUAUACGAUGAAGAAAGAUAUGCAGCCAUACGUAAAGCAUAUAGAAAUGGAGAAGAUCCAAGCAGUGUGAAACCUUUAGCUGUAGUAGUACUUAAUAAUCCAGGCAUUUAUUUAGGACCUUGGGUUAAUUCUGAACUUCUUGCUGCACUUUUAGCAGCUUUAGUGUCUUAUUCUGCUUUCUCUUCUAAAUUCAAACUCCUUGCUUGAAUAUUUGUUUUAUAAAUAAUAAAUGUUUUAUUAAGAAAUUAUUAUGUAAAUUAAAUAUUACUAAAUCAAA
This is a messenger RNA of Osmia bicornis bicornis, 700 nucleotides long. It is a transcript of the gene Tapdelta, whose product is annotated as translocon-associated protein subunit delta. Lineage: Eukaryota; Metazoa; Arthropoda; Insecta; Hymenoptera; Megachilidae. The record is from RefSeq and is a predicted model, not a curated record. Gene Ontology annotation, cellular component: endoplasmic reticulum; endomembrane system; membrane. The coding region runs from base 121 to 630 and encodes 169 amino acids. The transcript has 2 exons.